UUUAGACCUCCAAAGUUGUGUUUCUGAGACCUUUUUGAUGCCACAACUUGUGGUUUAUAUUGUCUGAUCAGUUGGAGAGCCUCGGAGCGAGAUCUGGCUCUACCUUCCCGGUUCUAUCCUGGAAUUUUGGGGGAUUCUUAGAGCGACGUCGGCAGCACAGCUCCCCUCCCCACACCUGGACAAUGCCGACCUGUGAAGAUUGCCAUGCCCCGGGAGCACAGCUCGGCCAGGGUGACCGGAACCUGUGCAAACGCUGCUCCGACAAGCGAUCUCCACCGGUAGAUUCGCCGCAGGGUCAGGGUGAGCCUAACAAAAUCUUUAUUAACGACCUGUUAUGCUUCGUCGUCAAUAAGAUGGACAAGAUGCCCGGCGAUAUUGUCACGAAGCUGUGCUUGGAGACCUACUCCGAGGAGGAGAUCGAAGACGCCAAGAAACUGACAUUUGACACUUGCAAGCCCAGCGAGCGGUUUAGGAAACGCCAAGGCACCAACAAGUCCGUCACAAAUAUGUCGGACAUCCUGCGGGUUCUGCAUUCCGCCGACCCGCUGACGCUUCCUACCUUUGCGUCCGCAUCACUCCGGCUUCCUGUCGUAGAGCUGGAACACACGGACUUCAGCUUGUGCUUCCAGGAGAUUCAGGUGAUACGACAGGAAAUGAAAGUCAUUCGGGCCACUACCGUUGACAAUGUGAAAGUGCAGGCUGAAAUUGCAGCCCUUCGUAGAGAAAUCGCCGAGUUGAAAGACGUGAGGGCGUCAGCACCGCAAACUGCGCCGGCGCCUCGCCAUACUACCUUUGCCGACGUGGUGUCUGAGAACCACCCCCAGUCGAUCGUGCAUCCCCCGGCAGCGAGGCGAGCCUCAGGUCCCACUCAAGUACACGUCCUACGUCAGGGUGCCGCUACCAAACCCAAGUCCCUUGCCCCGAUGGACCCUGCCCAGGCUUCCCGUUCAUCGCCCCUCUCCCCCCGAGGCCACAGCUCGGGUGUUCCCACAGCCCCCGACGAGGAUGGGUUCAACAUGGUCAAAAGGAAAAAGAACAAAUCCAGAGCAGUGGUUGGCACUGCUAAGUCUUCCACACUGUCUGCGAUCAAGGCCAGACCAGUCGAGAUUUUUGUCACACGUCUGGGCCCUGACACCAAGUCGGAAGACGUCGAACGAGCGAAGCCGUAG
Branchiostoma belcheri (Belcher's lancelet) is the source of this 1169-nucleotide messenger RNA. RefSeq lists its product as uncharacterized. Lineage: Eukaryota; Metazoa; Chordata; Leptocardii; Amphioxiformes; Branchiostomatidae. The coding region runs from base 183 to 1169 and encodes 328 amino acids. The record is from RefSeq and is a predicted model, not a curated record. The transcript has 2 exons.